CCUGUCAAGGGUUACGGCCAUCUUUACUGAGGGCGGAGGCACUUCCGGGGCAUUUUUGGAAAGGGUGGAGGCGCUUCCCUGAUGGCCAAGCUUUGGAGGUCUCCUUCUGGCAGAUACUACCACGUGACCCGUCCCGUCGCGUCCGGGGCUUUGUGUGUGCGCGCGCACACAACUUGGGCGCAAUGAUCUCACCCGUGCGCGUGUGCGCGCGACGCACAUUCGCUUGGCCAGUCUUCCGCCGCUUGGUGUGCUCACGGUUGCGGCGUGAUGUCAGCCGGUGCGCUGGCGGCGGUUCGUCUCGCCCGGACUCACGCACGGAAACGCGCACUCACUCGGGGAUCCGGACGGCUGUUUACCCGCGCCACCCCUCGGCGAGCGGCGCUGCCCACGCCGGUUCUUUCCCGCCCCCGGGACCCGGCCCCUGCCCCGCCCCGUAUUUGUGCGGCGCCGGCUGGCCCGGCAGACUCCGGCGCAGAGGCUGGGCGUGUAGGCGCAGCACCUCCAGAGGUCGAGCUGGGCUGAGAGUACACGCCGGCGUAGGCCGGCGGGGAGCAGCUGGGGCUAUGCUGGGCAAGGAUUACAUGCUGGCCAUCAUUCUGGUCAAUUGCGAUGAUGAUUUGUGGGGGGACCAGAGUCUGGAGGGAGAACCAGGCCUGCCCCCUGGCUGGAGGAAGAUCCACGAUGCUGCAGGUACUUACUAUUGGCACGUACCCAGCGGUAGCACCCAGUGGCAGCGCCCAACCUGGGAGCCAGGAGAUGCGGAAGAUCCAGGCACGAGGACGGAGGGAAUUUGGGGACUUCGGCCCCCCAAGGGGAGAUCCUUCUCCAGCCUGGAGAGCUCACUGGACCAGAGUAACUCUCUCUCCUGGUAUGGUGAGGAAUCCUACAUCCAGAGUGUGGAGCCAGGGGCUAAGUGCUUUGCAGUCCGCUCUCUGGGCUGGGUAGAGGUACCCGAAGAGGACCUGGUACCAGGGAAGAGCAGUAUCGCAGUCAAUAAUUGCAUUCAGCAGCUGGCCCAGACCCGCAGCCAGAGCCAGUCCCCAGAUGGUGCCUGGGGUGAGGGUCAGAAUAUGCUGAUGAUCUUGAAGAAGGAUGCCAUGAGCCUAGUGAAUCCCCUGGACCACAGUCUGAUCCACUGCCAGCCUCUGGUGCACAUCCGUGUAUGGGGUGUGGGCAGCUCCAAGGGCCGGGACUUCGCUUUUGUGGCGGGUGACAAAGACAGCUGUAUGCUCAAGUGCCAUGUGUUCCGCUGUGACGUCCCUGCCAAGGCCGUUGCCAGUGCCCUGCAUGGGCUCUGUGCCCAGAUCUUGUCAGAGCGAGUAGGGGUCAGUAGUGAUUCCCCUUGCUGCUCCCUAGACCCCAUCUCUCCUGAAGACCUGCCACGGCAAGUGGAGCUGCUGGAUGCUGUGAGCCAGGCUGCUCAGAAGUAUGAGGCACUGUACAUGGGGACCCUGCCAGUCACCAAAGCCAUGGGCAUGGAUGUGCUGAACGAGGCCAUUGGUACCCUCACCACGCGGGGGGACCGGGAUGCCUGGGUCCCUGCCAUGCUCAGUGUGUCUGACUCUCUCAUGACUGCACAUCCCAUUCAGGCAGAAGCUGGUGCAGAGGAGGAGCCACUGUGGCAGUGCCUGGUGCGACUUGUGACCUUUAUUGGUGUUGGCCGUGACCCACACACCUUUGGCCUCAUUGCCGACCUGGGCCGUCAGAGCUUCCAGUGCGCGGCUUUCUGGUGCCAGCCCCAUGCAGGGGGACUCUCCGAAGCUGUGCAGGCUGCUUGCAUGGCAAUAAGGAUCGCGGCUGGAACGACCCGCCCCAGUUCUCCUACGGGCUGCAGACCCAGGCUGGUGGACCCAAGCGCACGUCGCUCACCAAAAGGGUCGCUGCCCCCCAGGAUGGAUCCCCUAGAGAAGCAGGUAUGUGAUGACAUCAGCCGACGCCUGGCUCUGCUGCAGGAACAGUGGGCUGGAGGGAAGCUGUCAACGCCUGUAAAGAAGAGGAUGGCUCUGCUGGUGCAAGAGCUUUCAAGCCACCGUUGGGAUGCAGCGGAUGACAUCCACCGCUCACUCAUGGUUGACCAUGUGACUGAGGUCAGUCAGUGGAUGGUGGGAGUUAAAAGAUUAAUUGCGGAAAAGAGGAGCCUGUCUUCAGAGGAGACCAGUGAAGAGAAAUCUACAGCCACAGCUGAGGAGCACCAGACCGUACCAGGCAUCCACAGGCUCCAUAAUCCUGUGGGUUCCCCAGACUCACCUCAAACCAUCUCCUAGGCCUUCUCUCCUAGGCCUGGGAGGCCUUCUCUAAUUUGGCUCCCUCUUACCACUUUGGAGACUGUCUGCCCCAUUGGGGUCCUUGGCUUGACCCACUUCUGGGGGAAGAGGUCCCACGUGGGCCAUAGGGAGGUCACUUGUUACCCAGAACGUAUGCAUUUUAAUAAAAAUAUCUCAAUGGUGGGCCCUGGGUAGGAGAAGUGGGCCCUUCAUAUGCCA
Molecule: messenger RNA, 2483 nt
Organism: Equus quagga
Lineage: Eukaryota; Metazoa; Chordata; Mammalia; Perissodactyla; Equidae
Gene: APBB3
Product: amyloid beta precursor protein binding family B member 3
Biological process (GO): regulation of DNA-templated transcription
Cellular component (GO): nucleus; cytoplasm
Molecular function (GO): amyloid-beta binding; transcription factor binding
Source: RefSeq, a predicted model, not a curated record